Messenger RNA from Salvia splendens (bonfire salvia), 1652 nucleotides. RefSeq lists its product as uncharacterized. The transcript is spliced from 8 exons. The record is from RefSeq and is a predicted model, not a curated record. The coding region runs from base 197 to 1489 and encodes 430 amino acids. NCBI's taxonomy places the organism in Eukaryota, Viridiplantae, Streptophyta, Magnoliopsida, Lamiales, Lamiaceae.
ACCUCUCGCGACCUACUGGUUUGGAACUUGGGAGGCAGGAGGGUUUCGGCGGCGCCAGGUUCGGACUGAGCUUCGGAAAUCCCGGAACCUGCACUUGUAGACAUCACUCACUGAUCUGGAUAGCCGUUAAAUUUUUCCUCCUUCGUUUCCCUCCAUUUUCUCUGAUUUCCGCUGUUAGGGUUUUAAGCUGCUGCCGAUGGGGAGCAGACUUCCCGUGGAGCACUACGAUUUGUCAUCCGCCGCCGCCGCCGCCGCCGCUGCCGCCAACUCCUACAUCGGAACCUCAUUGCACGAUCCCAAUUCCGGGGAUGAAGCCGCCGCCGAUCAUGUUACCGACGAUAACGACGACCGCUCCUCCGCUGUCGCCAGUGACUGCAUGCGCGAGCCUUACCAAAGCUCUUUGCCACUUCACAGCAUGGGUGUGGAGGACGAGAGGAGUAGUCUUGAAAAUAAUGGAUCAUCAUGUGGUCCCUACUCAAAUUUGACAAUUGAUGAUGUUUCGCCUAUUGAAACCGCUAGGGCAAGGUUUAUGGACGUCGUCGUGAAUCAUUUUAUUGAUCCACAUGUUAUUGAGAUGUCAGAUUAUGACACUGAUUACAUGGUGCAGCAAUCGUCACAAGAAAGCAAGAGGAAGUCCAAAGAGAUUCGAUAUGAAGGCGAUGCACGCUAUGCUUUGCCACUAAUGUAUAUUGCUAAUCUAUAUGAAACACUAGUGAAUGAAGUUAACACGAGAUUAUCAUCAAUGAGUGGCAUCCGCGAGAAGACCAUUGGUGUUGCCCUUGAAGCUGCUGGUGGAUUGUAUAGAAAGCUUGCAAAGAAAUUUCCUAGAAAAGGUACUUGUAUGUUUAAGAGAAGGGAGCUAGCGACUUCAUUUGAAACAAGAUCGAAGUUUCCCGAAUUGGUGAUACAGGAGGAGAAGCGUGUGCGCUUUGUGGUGGUCAAUGGCUUAGCUAUCGUUGAAAAACCAACCAAAGUUGGUAUUGAUGAUGCUGAGUGGUUUAAGAGGCUGACUGGACGGAAUGAAGUUGCUGUUUUUGCUAGAGACUACAAAUUUUAUGCUCCAAGGCACAAGUAUAGGCGUGCUGUGUCAAAUUCUAACUCCAAUAUGCCUUGUUUGCCUGCAUUCCCUAGUCCUGAAAAUUCUUCUUCAAUGGCGACUUCUCAAGGCUAUCGAGCAGCAAACGAAGCUCAGUUUCAUCCUAUGCACGAGGGGCAUAACAAUUCUAUCAAUCACAGUUCCCAUUCGACUCACUAUAUGCUCAGCCAACAGUGUAUUCCCCCACCUCAGUUGCCUGAAAUGGUUCACAACCAGCAGCCAUCAUCGGCCCUCAACCAUAUAGCUUCUCUACAGUCUCUUGGUCACGUUGGAGGACGUCUGCAUGUUAUGCCAACAAGUCCGGCAAAGUUUUGCGACGAAUGUGGAGUUCCGUAUCUCAGGGAGACCUCAAAGUUCUGCUCUGAAUGUGGUACCAAGAGGUUAGGGACUUAGAGUCUUGAAAUCCCCAGUCAAAGUGUGUACAAAUAUUCAUCCCCAUUUGCCUUCUCCCAACUCCAAAUCGUAACUUCAUAAUGUUAACUUCGAAAUGUUGUGUAACCUCAGCAACGUAUCCUCAUUAGUUUUAUACUAAGUACUAUAUAGGAUAUUUGGAGCA